AUGACACUCAACGACGACUCCAGCAUCACUCGUGAUGUGAAUACUACCUUAAUCUACAGCAAGGCCCUGCCUUCCAACAGCGUAAAUGAACAGUGGUUCCUCAACAUCAAUGUUUCGAGUAAUGGACAGCGCGAACAAAAUUUUGAAAAGGAUAUCGUCCAGACCACAAUACACGACAUUCGAGGCCACGAAUCGGACACACACAUCGACGUAACCGGCUUCCAAGCCAUUCAUUCGCCAAGCACAGUCGAUGCCGAUCUCAUUCUCGAUGGAACAGAGGAACAAAUAAAGGAAGCAUAUUAUGGUGAGGUCGAACAAUUGCUUAAACGUGUCACAGGCGCCAAUCACGUUGUUUUCUUCGAUCAUACCGUACGAAAAGUGAGACCAGGUCAGGUGGACAGUUCCCCGUCGACCCGCCAGCCUGUGCAACAAGUGCAUGUCGAUCAAACGCCUAUUAGUGCUCAUACGCGAGUGAAACGACAUGCAUCCGACGUCCCGUGGAAGCGUUUUCAAUUGAUUAAUGUAUGGCGACCACUGAAGAAUACUGUAUACGAUUAUCCACUCGCUGUGGCCGAUUUUCGUAGUAUCGAUGUGCUCAACGAUCUCAUUCCAACUAUACUCGUCUAUCCGCCUCCGACGCCCAAUGGAGAAACUUAUUCUGUUGUUCAUAAUCCCCAGCAUCGAUGGUGUUACUGGUCAAAGAUGACACCGGACGAGGUGAUGCUCUUGAAAUGCUAUGAUAGCACUAGUCGAGCUCUCUCAACGGUCAAAGCGAGCGCGGCUCAAGUAGACGAGACGUUAUUGAGGGAUGUGGCUGGUUUAACGCCUCACACUGCGUUCUACGAUGCUGAAGGUGCAAAGGAGGGACCAGCUAGACAGUCGAUUGAAGUGCGGGCUCUUGUUUUUUAUGAUUAA
Didymodactylos carnosus is the source of this 915-nucleotide messenger RNA. NCBI's taxonomy places the organism in Eukaryota, Metazoa, Rotifera, Eurotatoria, Philodinida, Philodinidae. The record is from the annotation of a GenBank genome assembly.